AAUUUUGCUACCUUUCACACUAUCCAAAAACUUCCCUCUUUUCCCGUGAAAUUAUCAUAAAUUUCUCCAACUUUUCUCAAAAUUAAUUUAUCUGUGAUCUUCAACAAUGUCAUGUGUCACUCUUUCCACCUUUUAAGGCCAUACAGAUAAAGUCUAAAAAAAAAUUACAGAGAUUUUUCAGUAUUUUUUCACUUAUAUAAGUGCUGGCAACUCUAAAUUAUUAUUAUUAAUACUAUUUUUGAAUAUUUGAAGAUGAAAUUUUGCAAGAAAUAUGAAGAGUAUAUGGAAAAGCAAUGCCAGAAUAAGAAAUUACCGCGUGUAGGUAUUAAGAAAUUGAAGAAAAUUUUGAAGAGAUGUCGGAGAUGUCAUCAAUCAACACACAGUUUUGCUUCAGUGUCUGCAGAUACAAAUAGUACUAAUAAUGUUCAUGAUAGCUCCACUUGUUCACACCAUCAAUGCACUGUUUGUGAUGGAAGCUUUUUUCCAUCUCUGCUUAAGGAGAUGUCUGAAGUUGUUGGCAGCUUCAAUAAACGUGCGCAGAGACUGCUUGGAUUGCAUCUCUCAUCGGGUUUCCGCAAGUAUCUUAUCUUGCUCAAAGAAAGAAUACAAGGAAACCAUAUUGCUUUAGUUCAAGAAGGAAAGGAUCUUGUCACCUAUGCUAUAAUCAAUGCAAUUGCCGUGCGUAAAAUACUUAAGAAAUAUGACAAGAUUCAUUAUUCCAAGCAAGGCCAGGCAUUCAAGUCGCAAGCUCAAAGUAUGCACAUUGAGAUCCUUCAGUCCCCCUGGCUGUGUGAACUUAUGGCUUUUCACAUCAAUUUGAGAGAAAACAAGGAAAAAAAUGGAAAAGCUCUUGCACUUUUUGAUGGUUGCUUCCUGGCGUUCAGUGAAGGGAAACCAUCUCUCACUUGUGAGCUCUUUGAUUCUAUCAAGCUUGAUAUUGAUUUGACCUGUUCCAUUUGUUUGGAUACCGUAUUUGACCCAGUGUCUCUCACUUGUGGUCAUAUCUUCUGCUAUAUCUGUGCUUGCAAAGGUGCAUCAGUGACCAUAGUGGAUGGACUGCAGGCGGCAAAUCCCAAGGAAAAAUGCCCUCUCUGCCGAGAGGAAGGAGUGUAUGAAGGUGCUGUGCAUCUGGAGGAGCUCAACAUUCUACUGAGUAGAAGUUGCCCUGAUUAUUGGAAAGAGCGCCUUCAAACCGAGAGAGUAGAGAGACUUCGGCUUGCUAAGGAGCAUUGGGAAUCUCAGUGUCGGGCAUUUAUUGGCGUCUGAACAAUAAUAUUAGUCUUGCGUAGUAGCAUUUGGUUCUCCUGCAUUUUCUUCUAUGUUUUGCUUGGAUUUGAAUUCAAAAUGUUGUUGUACCCAUUCCGGAUCCUCCAGAAAUAUUGCAUUUUUAGAGAAAUAUUUUUGGAGGAUCCGAAAUGAGUGUAGUUUCUUUUUUGAGGGAUUCCAGCAACAUAGAUUUUGUUACAUUUCUCUGUGUUUCUGCUGUUCAUGCCCCAAACAAGUGCAGCUAAAAUUUGUAAAUAUUUGCAUAAUUUUGUUAUGUUACCUGUUUUUAAGAA
Messenger RNA from Capsicum annuum, 1559 nucleotides. RefSeq names its product probable E3 ubiquitin-protein ligase BAH1-like 1. Gene Ontology annotation, molecular function: metal ion binding. The record is from RefSeq and is a predicted model, not a curated record. The transcript has 6 exons. Bases 253 to 1266 code for a protein of 337 amino acids. NCBI's taxonomy places the organism in Eukaryota, Viridiplantae, Streptophyta, Magnoliopsida, Solanales, Solanaceae.